CGUUUACAAAACCUUAACAUAGUUAAUGGCCUAAGUCCUACUUUUUUUCUUUUGAUUAAGAUUAUAUUUCUUAAACUUUAAAUUUCUUAGUUUCUGCACCAUUUAGUCUGUGCAGAAGUUAAUUCUGGACUGGGCUGAAGGAAAAGCCAAUCAGGAUGUAGAUUUCAUGUUUGUGUUCCCACUCCGAGAGCUGAACCUGAUUAAAGAAGAUCAGUACAGUCUUCAUACACUUCUGUGUGCUUUCCACCCUGAUCUGGUCCCUAAGAUCUACGAUACAUGCAGAGUUGUGUUCAUCCUUGAUGGACUGGAUGAAAGCAGAAUUCCACUGAACUUUGUGGAGUGUGAGAAAGUGUCUGAUGUAACCAUGACAUCAUCAGUUGAUGUGUUGAUUACAAACCUUCUUAAAGGAGAGCUGCUGCCCUCUGCUCACAUCUGGAUCACCUCCCGUCCAGCAGCAGCCAAUCAGAUUCCUUCUUGAUACAUCAGCCGUGUGACAGAAAUUCAGGGGUUUAAUGAUCCACAGAAGGAGGAGUACUUCAGGAAGAAGAUCAGUGACCAAGACCAAGCCCAGAAAAUCAUGUCCCACAUUAAGACAGCGAGGAGCCUCCGCAUCAUGUGCAACAUUCCCAUCUUCUGCUGGAUCUCAGCCACUGUGCUUCAGCAAAUCCUGACACAGAGUGAUACAGAAAUCCCUAAAACUCUGACUGAAAUGUACUGCCACUUCCUGAUCACUCAGACCAGCAUAAAGAAUGAGAAGUAUGGGGAAAGCUAUGAUAGGGAUCCAGAGAAACUGCUGGAAUCCAACAGAACUGUGCUUCUGAAACUGGCUAAACUGGCUUUUAAACAGCUGAUGAUGUGGAACGUGAUGUUCUAUGAAGAGGACCUGAGAGAGAGCGGUAUUGAUCUCACAGAGGCCUCAGUGUAUUCUGGGAUCUGCACUGAGAUUUUUAGGGAGGAAUGUGUGCUUUAUCAGAGGAAGGUCUACAGCUUUGUUCAUCUGAGCUUUCAGGAGUUCCUGGCUGCUCUCUAUGUGUUUCACUGCUACUUGAUCAAGAACAAUAAGGCACUGGAAGUUUUUAAUCCUUGGUUCAUUAGGUGGACUGAAAAUGUUCCACUGGAUAAGCUCCUGUGUGUAGCAGUGGAUAAAGUCUUAAAGAGCCAGAAUGGACACCUGGAUCUGUUCUUCCGUUUCCUGCUGGGCAUCUCACUGGAGUCCGGUCAGAAGAUCCUACAGGGGCUCCUGAUCCACACAGAGAGCAGCUCAGAGAGCAUCAACAGAACAGUGCAGCACAUCAAAGAAUCAAUGGAAAAUGAAUAUCUUCCUAAUGACAGAUCUGUUAACCUGUCCCUCUGUCUGACUGAAGUAAAAGACCAGCAUUUACCCAGAAAGAUUCAGGAGUUCCUAAAAUCAUAGAAACGCUCAGAAAAUAAACUGUAUAUAGCAGAGUGUUCAGCUCUGUGCUACAUGCUGCAGAUCUCAGAGGAGGUGCUGGAUGAGUUAGACCUGAAGAAACACUGCACAUCAGAGAACAUUUAAAUGAAACUGCUUCCAGCUGUGAACAACUACAGAAAGGCUCUACUAGCUGACUGUAAUCUCACAGUGAAACACUGUGAAACUCAAUGCUCUGCUCUGAAAUCAGAAAACUCCUCCCUGAUAGAGCUGGACCUCAGUAACAAUGACCUGCAGGAUUCAGGAGUGGAGCUGCUCUCUGCUGGACUGAAGAGUUUACACUGUAAACUGCAGAAACUCAGGGUGGAAAAUAGAGGGAAAAUCAGAAUCAAACCAGGACUAAAGAAAUACGGCUGUGAUUUGACACUGGAUCCAAACACAGCACACCCUCGUCUCUCUCUGAGUGAGAAGAACAGGAUGGCGGUGAGGAGAGAGGAGCUGGAGUCAUAUCCUGAUCAUCCAGAGGGGUUUAAUGUGUAUCUGCAGGUUCUGAGUAGAGAGAGUUUUACUGGGCGCUGUUACUGGGAGGCUGAGUGGAGUGGGAGGGGAGGAGCUAAAUUAGUUCUGAGUUAUAAAACCAUCCGCAGGAAAGGAGUGAGUUUUGACCGUCAGUUUGGAUGCAAUAGAAACUCCAUGAGUCUGUUCUGCUCUGAUAAUGAAUACUCUGUUCAUCACAAUCUAAACAUCACUAAACUCCGCCCUCCUCCCUUCGGCUGUAGGAGAGUAGGAGUGUAUGUGGACUGUCCCUCCGGCAUUCUGUCCUUCUACAGCGUCUCCUCUGAUACACACACACACACACUCACACACAUUCUACACCACAUUCACUCAGCCCCUCUAUGCAGGAUUUGUACAUAGAUUUACAUAGAUUAACCUUUCCUGUGUGUGUGUGAGUGUGUGAGUGAAUGUUUGUGUAAGUGUAAGUAUGAGUAAGUAUGUGAUUGUGAGGGUGAGUGAAUGUGAUAGUGUGUAUGGGUGUGUGAGUGGAGUGAUUUUGCAAGUGUGAGUAUGAAUGUAAGUGAGUAAGUGUGAGUGAGUGAUUGAGUUUGAGUAUAAGUGAAAGAUUGUGUGAGUAUGUGUGUGUGUGUGAUUGUGUAAGUGUGAGUAUGUUUGAUUUCCUGAUUGUGAGUUUGAGUAUGAGUAUAAGUGUGUGUAAUUGUGUGAUUGUGUGAGUGUAAGGGCUCUAGACUGACUUUUUGCACUGGUUACACUGCUGUGCCUAAUUUUUUUUCUUAGGUGCACCAGGAAAUUGUUUUAAUUGCAUCGCAUUUAACACUAUGGUUUUAAAAGUUCACUUUUUUAAAAAUCACUGUCCAUAUAGGCAAUUGAAAU
Messenger RNA from Astyanax mexicanus (Mexican tetra), 2779 nucleotides. RefSeq names its product protein NLRC3-like. The transcript has 4 exons. The record is from RefSeq and is a predicted model, not a curated record. NCBI's taxonomy places the organism in Eukaryota, Metazoa, Chordata, Actinopteri, Characiformes, Acestrorhamphidae. Bases 578 to 1414 code for a protein of 278 amino acids.